AUGAACACGGCAUUAGUAGUCACUCGAGCGCGACUUCAAUAUGUCACUGUAGUGAGGUACCUACUAUCAAAUUUGGCGGGAUUUCAAAAUUUUGAACUGGAGCGCGAAGUCCGCACUCGAUCAGCGCACACCAUACAAAACCCAAGUGUAGUGCGCGACGAACGCGACAGGCAGCGCUCAAGUCAGAAGCCGACACCGAUGACGAUGGAUGCGGCGCUAUCGGACCGUAAGCGCAAGGCGGACGCCUUCGAGUGGGAGGCGUCCAAGGAGAAUGUGAUGCCGCUCAAGCGCGGCCGCAACGUGGCGGACCUGAACAAGGCUCUCCGCGCGCACGACUCAUUCCAGACCAAAUUGCGACUCGAGGACGAACUCAAGGCCAAGCAGGAUGCUGUCGAGGCCUACAACGGAGACGAUCCGCUCGCCGCGUGGCUUGAAUACAUACGCUGGCUGGAGGUCAAAAUGCCCGAAGAUACGCGCAAGAAGUUUACUGCACUGGAGAAGUGCACGCGAGAGCUCAAGGAUAACCCGCACUACAAGAACGACAUGCGAUACAUCCGAUUAUGGAUCCAAUACGCGGACUUGGUGUCCAACCCCAAGGACAUUUUCAAGUAUCUUUACCAGAACAAGAUCGGUGAGCGCGUCUCGCUCUUCUACAUCGGAUGGGCCUACGUCCUCGAGACGAUGGCCAACUACCCACAAGCACACAAGAUUUAUUUAAAGGCCGGCCAGAAGAACGCGGAGCCGCAGGACCUUUUGGAAAGAAAGUACAAGGAAUUUCAGAGACGCAUGAGUCGCCAGUGGCUGAGGAUGACCGAGGAGACGGGAGCUAAUGGGAUCGAUGAGCGGCAGCAGCUUCACCAGCAUCGAGCAUCUGCUCGGGUCCAGCGUAUCCAGAAAGCGAACGCGCACAAACCGCUUGGCACUAUGCAACAGCAGGACAAGGAGAAUGAGAUGGCGCCGAGUGCGUGGAAUACACUUGCAGCUCGUGGAGAAUCUGGAGCUGGAGCUGGUCGACAAUCUGACCGUCGAUCGCCGCCCGGGCGAAACAGUCGACCACAGGAUGCCAGCACUUUACAGGUUUUUGUGGAUGAAGAAUUUUCUGUGUCUGAAAGCGAACAGAAGCGACGAACACCUCUGACACAUCGUUCUCAAACGCUUCGACAGCGACUGGAUGGAGUGGCUACAGAGGAGGAAAUGCUUGCGCAGGAACCACUCAAGAAUUUCACUGCCAGCGACAAGAAGGCGCGUGCGCAGAAGCAGGUAACGAAAGGCAGAUCGGAAAAAUCUUGCUAUGACGUUGAACAGAUCACAUCCUCAACGGGCGACGCAAUUUCCUUUGAAGAAAUCCGAGCGAGCGCGUAUCAGCAGGCGGUGGAUAGACAUCGCGAGCUGGAGCAUCGCGCCCUGCACGACGUGACUCAUGAAGUCGACUCUGCAUCCAACGUAACUUUGUCCUUGUCGGCUGCUACUUCUUCAGUGACUGCAUCGGUAGCUUCUCACAGAGCCAACCCUUCAGCGCCGACCACAACAUCGUCAACUUCUCGUGAAGUAGAGAGUCCUGAGAGAAAACCAGCUCCUCUUGCUACUGCAGCGCAAACUGCCGCGGUAUCAACGCACAACGGUGAUCAAGAAGACAUGACUAUCAACACUCGCGUCGCAUUGGAGGACAUCAACAGCAUGUUUUGCAGCCCGCCACGACAGCCAAAACCUAGUGUGUGGGAUGCAAAGGAGGGUGAUCCGGUCGAGCGAAAGCUUCACUUCAGCGUAUUUGAAGACUCGGUCGAUAGCGUGGCAUUGAAUGCGCAGGAUCAGUCCCAGCGACAAGACAUAAAUGAGUCUAUCCCAAAGCAAACGUUCCAGGUUUUCAAAGAUGAUGCGUCCGCUGAGCCUCUGGUAGGAAGGAAGCAGGAUUUCCAGAUUUUCAGCGAUGGCGCACCCGAAGAACCUCGAACAGGGAAGGCAUUUCAGGUUUUCAGUGAUGAUGUUCCAGAAGAGCCUCGGACUGGAAAGACGAGUUGGAGUCAGAAGAGGAAGCCACUCGGUGCCCGAGAUGACCUGGUGUGCAGUGUGCGAUUAACGAACAAAGACGUUCUUAUGCGAGUUCAAAAGGAUGCCGCUGAGAAGGACUCGACGGAAAGCCGCUGGAUUCAAGGCACAACAAAGAACUUAGCACGAGAGGGAUCGUCGAGAAAUAUUACGCAGCCAACACCAAAGAGCGUCACUCAUCUCAGCACAAAAGUACCUGUGGCAGCACUCGUGUUGGACCCAUACACUUUUGAAAACCGGCAAAAUUUGAUUCUGGAUCGACGCGUCGACUGGUACUUGUGCUCGAGACCUGAUGCCGUCAAGCUCCAUUCACAAACUUUGCCGCGGGUCCCGUGUACUAACCCAGUCAAGCGGAAGUUGCCAAAGCCGAUUGUCUUCAAGGCCAGUACAACACUAACUGUCCAGCUGGUCGGAGUUUUGGGGUCGGGCUCCUUUGCGUAUGUCUUUUCAGCGAAGGUCGUUGAUACGACUAUCAACUCCACUCGCAAUAAGGCUGUUAAGAUUGAGAAGGAACGCCAGAAUCUAGCUUGGGAGUUUUACAUUACGAACAAGAUCAAGAAAAAACUGAGGAUUGAGAGAGGGAUUCCGGACGAGAAGAUUCCUGUUCCAACGUUAACCGAACUCCAUUUGUUCUCGAAUGGAGCUUUGCUCAUCAUGGAUAAGGGUCACGUUGGAACACUCUUCGACGUCCUAAAUUGCUACAAGCAGUGGGGUACUACAUUUCCGGAAGUAUUAGCUGUUUACUACGGUAUCAAGAUGCUGCGGUGCAUUGAGCUUCUUCACAGUGCAAAUGUUCUCCACGGUGAUAUCAAACCGGACAACUGGUUGAUGAUACCUGGGAAUCCUUCAUCCGAGUUGGAAUUGAUCAGCCAAGAACCGAAACUUGACAAAGUUUACCAGGCUGGUGACCUCUAUCUUAUUGACUACGGAAGAUCGAUCGACUUGAGUUUCUACCCGGAUGGAACAGUUUUCAGAGGCAGUUGCCACGCCAAAGGCUUUCAAUGUGUCGAGAUGCUUACGCAACGCCCAUGGACAUACCAGAUCGACACGUUUGCCUUUUGCGGGACAAUGCACUGCAUGCUCUUCGGGGAAUACAUGGAAGUCAAGCCCAAGCGUAACGCCAAGGGUGCAACGCAUUGGGGAAUUGUCAGGCAAUUCAAACGGUAUUGGCAAGUCGACAUGUGGGAAAACUUUUUCCACGUGCUUCUGAAUGUACACAGUUGCACGGAUCAACCCUCGUUGCUCAACCUUCGGAGGCGCAUGGAACGCUACUUCGUAUCCGAUCGGAGUCGUCAACAAGAGCUCUUCAAGCAGCUGAGUCGGCAGGAUAGUGUUCUCAGAAAGACAACUGUUUAGACAGAUCAAUGCUAAUCAAGGCAAUCAGAGUAAUGCUACAUGUCGUAUUCGAUCUUCAGGCGAGGUCAACUCAGCCCCCAGCAA
Messenger RNA from Phytophthora nicotianae INRA-310, 3486 nucleotides. Its product is annotated as BUB protein kinase. Lineage: Eukaryota; Oomycota; Peronosporomycetes; Peronosporales; Peronosporaceae. The transcript has 11 exons. The record is from RefSeq and is a predicted model, not a curated record. The coding region runs from base 1 to 3402 and encodes 1133 amino acids. Gene Ontology annotation, biological process: protein phosphorylation; mitotic spindle assembly checkpoint signaling; meiotic sister chromatid cohesion, centromeric. Gene Ontology annotation, molecular function: ATP binding; protein kinase activity.